Messenger RNA from Cryphonectria parasitica EP155, 2190 nucleotides. RefSeq lists its product as uncharacterized. Gene Ontology annotation, biological process: mitochondrial translation. Bases 60 to 1112 code for a protein of 350 amino acids. Gene Ontology annotation, molecular function: structural constituent of ribosome. The transcript has 3 exons. Gene Ontology annotation, cellular component: mitochondrial small ribosomal subunit. NCBI's taxonomy places the organism in Eukaryota, Fungi, Ascomycota, Sordariomycetes, Diaporthales, Cryphonectriaceae. The record is from RefSeq and is a predicted model, not a curated record.
GCCCCCUUCUCCACCGCCGCUCUCCUCGUCCUCCUCCCCCAGAAACCCCUUUCAACAAAAUGCCCCCAAGGAUAUCAUCACACUCGCUACAGGCAUGUAGCGCAGAGAUCUCGAGCCUGGCGAGCUCGAGCAACUCCAUAAUAAUAAGCUCUGCGUCGCCUCUGGAGCGGGCGCUGCUAACGCGCCGACCACCAGCGCUGUCCUCGCCCUCGCCUUCAUCCUCCACCAGGAGAACCUUCUCCACGACCACAGAACGGAGGCGGAACGUACCAAUUGCCAAGGCCGGGUAUAUAAAAUGGAUGAGGGAGCGGGGCAAGGACUUGGAAUCGCACACGCCCGGCCAGACCAACUACCUCGGCGGCGAGAGCGCCAGGCGGCAACCCUUCCCGUCGAACCCGGCCUUCACCAGCCAGCCUGUGCUGUCGGAGGAGGCGCGCGAGAUGAUCUGGAAGAGGGUCUUUAUGGACGAGGAACCCAUCAAGGUGGUGUCUGCACAGCUGGGUGUGGACCACAGGAGGGUUGCCGCCGUGGUCAGGAUGAAGACGGUGGAGAAGGAGUGGGAAAAAGAGGGUAGGAAACUGGCCGUCCCCUACUCUCGAGCCGUCCUCGAGAUGGUCCCGACCCAUAGCUACCCAGACAACCAGCCCAUCCAACCACUGGAGCCGUUCAACGAGAUCCAUGUCCACGGGUACACAAUGCAGCAGCUCUUCGUGCCGACUUCGGAGUCGCGACACUUCACCCGCGAGGAUGCCGCCAAGGCCUUUCACCACACGAUGCUGUCAGCCGACGCUCGGAUCCCGCACAAGGAGCUGGUCAGUCACCAGAGGCGGGUGCACGAGGGCAUGCGCGAGAAGGAGUCGGAGGCGAUCUUUGUCAAGGAGGCGAGGGCCUCCCAGAUGAACGAUGAGGCGCGGGAGCGGGCGGUCGAGGAGCACAGCAAGAGGCUCACCACGGCGGUGCCCACCGAGCGGUUCGAAUUCCGGUUCAAGAAGAUGACGGUUGAUGACGUGGGCAGGACGGGAAGGGCAAGGAGUGGUGUCGGCUGGAGGUAUGGUAUUCCGUCCGAGGACCGGAAGAAGGAUCAGGUCAAGAUUCCUACCAAGAUCGACUAGUCGUAGGCGGCGGCCCACACGAUACACACAUAAACACAUAACACACACAUACUCCCCACCCUUCCCCUCUCAUGUAGAGGCUGGAAGCGAUCACUAUUACAGUGGCAGGCGAGGGCAGCACGGGCACGAGCAUGAGCACGCUGUCAGGCUCGUCAAGCCUUAAGGAAUCUCUGGGACCCUAUACGUCAUCAGAAGCAUCGCCAAGAUGCAUGAACGAAUGGAAUGUUUGAUACCAGGAACCAAUAAUUUGCCCUGAACAAAAGGACCGAUCACUACAGCCGGCUUGAUUUCAGACAAUAAGCCGGGCGUGCUCCUCCCACGCCACAGGGGCCUGCUGUUGGCCGUCCACAUCAACGACCAGGUUCUGGCGGAUGGCCUCGAUCUCAGCACUGGUCAGGCCGACCUGGUCCCGGAGGUAGUUCUCCACGCUGCCCCAGCGGUUCCGCAGCGCGACCAGGGUGGCGGCCAUGCUCUCGGGCCGGCUGCUCACUAUGCGCUCGGCCUCGGCGUUCCGGCCGCGGAGGGGCUCCCUCGUGAUGAGGUGGGCGACGAACUCCUCCUUGCGCUCCUGCAGACCCAGCUCGGUCAGGCUGUACUCGUGGGCGACGACCUCGUCAGACACGCCGCACAGGCUCAGCACCAGGGCCACAAGCACGCCCGUGCGGUCCUUGCCCGCGGUGCAGUGGACCAGCACGGGGAAGGGCGUGGGCCGGCGGGCGAGCUGGCGGAGGAUGAUGGCGAACGGGGUGGAGCCGGAUGGAUCGGCACCGGCCUCGAGGAUGCGCAUGUACACCUCGACGAAGCCCUGGAGGUCCCGAGGGAAAAGAGGAUUCGCUCCUGUGUUAGCCUUUUUGUUCUCCUGUUUUUUUUCUUUCUUUUUCUUCUGGGAUAGAUAUGAGAUAGAGGGAGAGGGAGAGGGAGAGGGGGGAAGAGAGGAUGAGAGGGUGAAGACGGCUGGAGAAGGAGGGACAAGGGAAGAGGUUGGUGUGAUAUCUCAUGUGACCAGGCCAACAUGUGGAGAGAAUGCAGUGUUCUCCCGAUCCAUCCGAGAAAGUGCAAUAUCAUUAUGACCAUUGUG